Messenger RNA from Sardina pilchardus (European sardine), 3374 nucleotides. RefSeq names its product Rh associated glycoprotein (gene rhag). Gene Ontology annotation, molecular function: ammonium channel activity. The transcript is spliced from 10 exons. Gene Ontology annotation, cellular component: plasma membrane. NCBI's taxonomy places the organism in Eukaryota, Metazoa, Chordata, Actinopteri, Clupeiformes, Clupeidae. The coding region runs from base 154 to 1470 and encodes 438 amino acids. Gene Ontology annotation, biological process: ammonium transmembrane transport; ammonium homeostasis. The record is from RefSeq and is a predicted model, not a curated record.
GGCCCCCUUGUCACCACCACGCAGGGCCCCUGACCAAGGAGAGAUAGCACUGAAGCCAAGGAGUGCCAGACAGAGAGAGAGAAAGAGAGAGAGAGAGAUAGAAGGAGAGAAAGAGAGAUAUAUAACCCAGAGAGUUGACAGACAGGACUGACUAUGCCAGCGUACGCCACCAACAUGAGGUUGAAGUUCCCCAUCCUCGCGCUGAUCCUGGAGAUUAUCACCAUCAUCCUCUACGCCGUGUUUGUGACUUACGACGACGGCAAAUCCUCGCAUCACGAUGACCACAGCAACAAGACGGAGCCCCACGGGGAGAGUGACCCCCUGAGCCUGUACCCCAUGUUCCAGGAUGUCCACGUGAUGAUCUUCAUCGGUUUCGGCUUCCUCAUGACCUUCCUGAAGCGCUAUGGCUUCAGCAGCGUGGGCAUCAACCUGCUGCUGGCCGCCUUCGGCCUUCAGUGGGGACUGCUGCUGCAGAACGCCUGGCACAUGGAUAACGGCAAGAUCAAAGUGGGCAUCGUCAACAUGAUCAACGCUGACUUCAGCACAGCCACGGUGCUCAUCUCCUUCGGAGCAGUCUUGGGGAAGACCAGCCCUGUGCAGCUGCUCCUCAUGACCUUCUUGGAGAUCACCACCUUUGCCAUCAACGAGCACAUAGUUGUGGAAAUUCUGGGAGCCUCUGAUAUUGGAGCAUCUAUGACCAUCCAUGCCUUUGGUGCCUACUUUGGCUUGGCUGCGGCCCGCAUGCUGUACCGCCCUGCUCUGAGGAACGGCCACGAGAACGACGGCUCUGUGUAUCACUCGGACCUGUUCGCCAUGAUCGGUACGGUCUACCUGUGGAUGUUCUGGCCCAGUUUCAACUCCGCCAUCGCUGAACCAGGCCAGGCCCAGCUCAUAGCCAUCACCAACACCUACUUCUCCCUGGCUGCGUGCGCUCUCGCCGCCUACGCCACCUCCAGCCUGGUGGAGCACAAUGGCAAACUGGACAUGGUGCACAUUCAGAAUGCCACCCUUGCUGGAGGUGUCGCCGUGGGAACUUGCGCCAACAUGACCAUUGGCCCGUACGGUGCCAUGUUGAUCGGCCUACUGGCUGGCAUCAUCUCCACACUUGGCUUCAAGUUCCUCACCCCCAUUCUGGCAUCAGGACUGGGCAUCCAGGACACCUGUGGCGUCCACAACCUGCACGGCAUGCCUGGCAUCCUGGGUGGCCUGGCUGGCAUCGUGGCAACGGCUAUGGGCAGACUUGAAGGUGGGGAUCCCACCAAGCAGGCGGCAGGCCUGGCCUCUUCUCUGGGAUUCGCCCUGGUCGGUGGAGCCAUCACAGGCCUUAUCAUGAGGAUUCCUAUCUGGAGUCAGCCUCCAGACCAGAACUGCUUUGAUGACUCCAUCUACUGGGAGGUACCUGAGGAGGAGGAGGAGAACGAGGAGAGUCUGGCCCACGGAGAUCAUUCCAAAAAUAAGACCGAGGCUUAGGGUCAAGGGCAGAUAUCACACACUUUGUGAUUGUGAGUUAGGCAUGAAAGUCAUCAAGUGGAUUUGGAGCAGUUCCUGACGGACGCAAUGGAAGUCCUGAGUGCUUUGACAGGCGUGUAUUAAGCAAGGCUUUUCAUUUUUAGAUUCAAAUUGUAUAAUCAUGCGCUGGCAUGAUUCGAACCAAAAGUACCAUUUUUUUUAAUUACAUUUAUUUUUCAUUAUAUCAACAUUACUUCAUCCUUAGUGAACAUGCACGCACAAACACACACACACACACACACACACACACACACACACACACACACACACACACACACACACACUAUAGCACCCAUAAGCACUGUUCAUAUUGUCAUUGCUUUAGUGCCAUUUGUUUGCUAAACCAAAGUUUCUUGGCUGGGUGAACAUGCUUCAGAAAAUGCACCUAGUGUGUGUUAUCAAUGACAUAUUCUAAAGAGGUCUUACAGUGAUUUGCAUUUCGUUUUUUGUUUACCCCACACCUUAGUUACUAUAACAGUAAGCAGAGGAUCUAUGAACAUCAACAGGAACAUUCUGUGUGAAAACAUUCCAAAAUACAGAAUGCUAUUACAUCAGUCAAAUGUAUGGCAGUGAUUGGUGAUAGCACCAGUAGCGGAUAAUUAAUUGUACACAUUAAACUGUCAACACCAACUCCCAUACAUGUACACAACCACAAAUAUAUCAGGGCAAUCAUGGAUUUAUUCGUUCCUUUGCAAUAAGCUUUUUUUACACUCUCAGGAAAGGUUCUUGGCCUGAUGGCUCUGGACGCAACUUUUAGGAGCUUUCCCGUGGAGAGAGGCGGAGAAGCUCUGAUGGGUUUAAUUUAGGGUUGUCACCUGUGCUUUUACUGAGAAUGUACGAUGAAUAACUCAGGAGAGAGUGAGGCAGAGGUGAGCUGGUCUUUAGUCCAGCAGCCGUCCUCUAUCACACUAUAUCACGCUUGCCUGGUCUUCACGGGCAAGCAUAGCCUGGUUCAAACAAUAAAUAUUCUUAUGUUGUGAUAUUUUGGAACAACUGUCUUCAUUGUAACUUGCAUUUAAAUGAAACCAAAUAGAAGUAAUAUGCUUUCUGUUCACUCACAACAUGCAUGAAAGGUAUACUUUAUAAGUAUAUGUACAGUAUGGUAUAUUAGUGUGAACAAUUAACAAACCUCACUAUACACUAUAAGGCAAGACUUUCAACAUUUAUUUCAUACAAUGUUAAGUAUCAUGCAAUUGUUCCAAAGUAGCACAGUGUAGUUGUUCUUAUUUAUUUGACCAGGUCAGGCAUUCACACUGGAGCCCAAAGAGCCUUGUGGAUAUCCGGCCUCAGGCCUCUAAACUCGGAUAGAAACAGACUGCAUGAUGGGCUAGGAUAGAUUCACACAGCUACAGUAUAAGGUGUACCUGUUCACACUCUCAGUUUUUCUUUUCCUUAGUUUCUUUUGCUUAAAUCUUUUUUUUUUUUUUUUUUUUUUUGUAAAUAUACAGCAUGUAUGUGUAUACAUAACGAUAUAGUCUGCCUCUAGUCUUCCCAUCGUCCUCUUCUGACUAGUGGUAUCAAGGCUUUUUGUUGUUUCAUCAGUGGAGCAAUGUCAAGACUCAUGCACAACUUACUCUGUAAAAGUAAGAACAAUAGCCUAAAUGCCUCAGUGGAGAACAGGGACAGACUGACCAGACUACAGAUAGGUUAGAUCCUCGGUAUUUAGAUUAGAUGUAGCAGUAAAUGCUAGCGUAGAGAAUGUGUGUCUUAGAGCUAAAGCGUAGUGCACCAGUUUCAACUUUAUUUUUCAAAGGCUUGGCCAUAAAUGUUUAUGUUCAAAUCAGAUUUGAUCACACUUUGUAUGUAUCACACUUUGUAUGAAUGUAUUGAAUACUGUCAUUUAUAAACUUGCUUUUAUACAAUAA